This is a messenger RNA of Haemonchus placei, 519 nucleotides long. The record is from the annotation of a GenBank genome assembly. NCBI's taxonomy places the organism in Eukaryota, Metazoa, Nematoda, Chromadorea, Rhabditida, Trichostrongylidae.
AUGGGGAAACAUCGGAAAUUAAUGCCGACAGCGUUAGAACGAUGUGUUUGGGGAAAUGGAGACGGCUCGACUAUGCCGGUAUUUGACACGCCGUUAGGAAAGAUCGGUGGAGCGAUUUGCUGGGAGAACUACAUGCCAAUGUACCGUGUGACGCUCUAUGAUAAAGGUAUCGAGUUGUACCUAGCUUGUACUGUGGAUGAUCGUGAGACAUGGUUAUGUUUCGUCUUCUCUUCAGCUCAGUUCAUGACGUCGUCGGCAUACCCGGAGAAUCACCCGAUACGCGUAAAGCAUGGUGAUGAUAAGGUUUUGAUUCGAGGCGGUUCCUGCGCAAUUGACCCUCUAGGAACAAUUCUUGUCGAACCUGAUUUCACCAGGGAACUCAUACACUAUGUAGAUGCAGAUCUCUCACAAAUCGCUUGUGGUAAGAUGGACCUGGAUACAGUGGGCCAUUAUAGUCGUCCGGAAGUGUUUCAGCUGAUUGUUAACGAAAAACCUUGCGAUCCUGUGGUGAGGCGAUAA